GUCCGGGCGCCUGCGCAGACGCGCUUCCUUCGGCGUCAGCCAUGGCGGGGCAGGAGGACCCGGUGCAGCGGGAGAUUCACCAGGACUGGGCGAACCGGGAGUACAUUGAGGUCAUCACCAGCAGCAUCAAGAAAAUCGCGGACUUUCUCAACUCGUUCGAUAUGUCUUGUCGUUCAAGACUUGCCACGCUGAAUGAGAAGCUGACAGCCCUCGAGCGCAGGAUAGAGUACAUCGAGGCCCGGGUGACAAAAGGCGAGACCCUCACCUAGAACUCUGCCAUGCCGCUGCUGGGGGGUUGCUUUACGGGACCCAGGCCUGCGUGGGAAAGGCCCCGGCAGCCUCCAGCGCCUUCCUCUCCUUAAAGAGCAACAGGGCUUAUUCUUGUUUUCCUUUUUCAAAAGUGUGGCCUUUGGGCCGUGCCAUGUCCGUCUGGGAGGAUGAUGUGGCAUGUGGGGAGAAGUCCAGGGGAACUCUGGGAAACUGCAUUAGGCGUUUUACCUUUACAGUCACAUUUUGUAGAACUCCUUGUCAAUGUAUGUGCGAUAUUCAGAGCCCAAAGCCUGGGGGGGGUCUUCGUUUAGGGCCUCCCCACCUCACCUCUCACCCCCCAGACUUCCCUUACAGCUCUCCUUGCCGCUGCAGUGAUUCUGUAAACAGUCUGUCUCCUCCCCACCUGUGGUCAGAGGCGGGAGGCCAUCCUGGCGGGACACUCAGGCCUAGCAAGGUGAUUGCCAGAAUGUUGUUGCCGACCCCCAGUUUCUGGUCCUUUCGGGGAGGUCAAGGCCAGACCCCCACUUGAGGGAACAUUUUCAGAGUUUUCUUUCUGUCACUUGGGAUGUCUUGGCUGUCAUAUUUCCCCAAUAAAUUCCUCACCUUUAUCUGACUGCUGUGAUUGAGGGGAGAGUAGAGCCCGGGCCUGCCUACUGCAGACACCUGGUGGUGUUAUUUGACAUACAGCUCGUGGAUGUGCUACUGAUUCCAGGCCUGGCUGCUUUGCCCAUGUUUGGACUUUCUGACUGAUACAUCCUGGGUUCCAUCUGACCAUUCAGUGACCCUUUGCCAAGGAUUUCCUGUGCAUGUGUGUCACACACCAGCAGCAUACAGCAGAGUUGGGCAUGGCGUAUAGCGCAGUCAUCUGUAUAGCUUAUCUGCAGACGAUUAGUUUUCUGAAGUCCAAGCUAAAUUACAUUUCUUGUGAAGAGCAAUUCAUGUCAACAGCAGAGUCUGUAAAACGUCGUUCUAGCACCCAAAGCUUGCUGUAAAUGCCCCGAGAAACAGGCAUUCUACCUCCAUGCAGUAGGUGAGCAGCAAGCUUACAGGGACUUAGAUUUGUCCCAAGUCAUGCUAAGUAAGUGUUGGGGAUUUGAACCUUGACCUGCUGGACCCGGAUGCUCUCACCAGUCUUCUCAGUGGGGUUACUCAGUACUUUGAACGUUGCCCCUUUAUUUCAGGAAGCUAAGCCUUUGGGAACGUGCCUUGUUACUAUGGGCCACGCCUCGUGGGGCAGGAAGCUGCCUGGGUCUAGGCCUGUUGCCAGCAGUCAUCCUCUCCCACGCCUCCAGAGAAGGGCCUGCUCCACUGCCUCUGGAGCACGGGGCAGGAGCAUGCUGGUGCCAGUGGUGACUCCACACAAAUACAGCUCAUGUGCAAAGGUGGCCGUCGAGUAGACUACGAGAGCGGGGAACUGCGGACUAGUGGGGUCUGCUCAGUCUCCUGGCGGCAUGAGCCCCAAUCUGACCUCCAGGCUGUCUAGCGGGAGAUGGAAGGGAAAACUCCCGUUCUUUCAUCAAAGUUCAUCUUGGGUAAAUCCCUCCGGCGAAACCUGGACUGAAUUUUUUGGGGUCCAGCUAAUCACCUUCCACGUGCUUUUGACGACCAUCUCACAGCUGAAUACGUCUCCUGUGCUUGCCCAAUGCCUGGGAGCAUUUUGAGGGUAGAGAUGGCAUCUUUAUAAAAACAGCUGCUGGCUCAGGGUUGACUGUGUGCCAGGCACUGAGCACUUGGCCACUUAGCCCGGAUUUUUAUGGCAGGUACAUUUUAAAACUGAGCAAAGGCUUGAAAAAUACAAAGUUUGUGCAACAUCAUGUACCUGACUAGACCUGGAGUGAGACUCCGGGUGGGUGUGAAUUUCAGACGGCACACAGACACAGGGUUGAAAAGAUCCGCUUCCAGUUGCCCAAAAUUCCUUCAGAGGAACAAGUUGGUUUGACAAAUAGCCCUUGAGUGACCCCUGUGGACUGAGAGCG
This is a messenger RNA of Talpa occidentalis (Iberian mole), 2246 nucleotides long. It is a transcript of the gene BRK1, whose product is annotated as BRICK1 subunit of SCAR/WAVE actin nucleating complex. Gene Ontology annotation, cellular component: SCAR complex. Gene Ontology annotation, molecular function: protein-containing complex binding. Lineage: Eukaryota; Metazoa; Chordata; Mammalia; Eulipotyphla; Talpidae. The transcript is spliced from 3 exons. The record is from RefSeq and is a predicted model, not a curated record. Bases 42 to 269 code for a protein of 75 amino acids. Gene Ontology annotation, biological process: cell motility; regulation of actin polymerization or depolymerization; actin filament organization.